Amaranthus tricolor (Joseph's coat) is the source of this 1522-nucleotide messenger RNA. RefSeq lists its product as uncharacterized. The transcript is spliced from 3 exons. NCBI's taxonomy places the organism in Eukaryota, Viridiplantae, Streptophyta, Magnoliopsida, Caryophyllales, Amaranthaceae. Bases 165 to 707 code for a protein of 180 amino acids. The record is from RefSeq and is a predicted model, not a curated record.
UCUCACUCCAAGUCUUGUCCCAAGAUUUCAUCCAAAGUGUGUAAUUUCCACUGCCAAAUACCCCCUAAGAGUAUUCAACAAGAAAAGAACCUCCAUUUCUACCUUAUAGUAGAAAGAUAAAGCUAAAUUAAGCAGCAAGCAGUGAAUUCAAUCAACCAAAAACGAUGAGCGAAGCUCCCAAGCUGUAUGUUCAUAAACCCAAGAAAGCCCAGAUGAAGCAAUCAAAAGUUAUGGAAGCUCAACCAUCAUCAUCAACAGUAACACCUCCACCUUCUUCGUCAACGGGAAAUGGUUAUGUUGGAGCUUCUCAGCCUCCAGAGGUUCCAAAACAGCCAUUUUCGAGGCGAUAUAAGUUCUUGGUGCCUCUUGUUUUGACUGUCAAUCUUGCUGUCGGAGCUUAUCUGCUCAUGCGGACAAAGAAGAAAGAUAUAGUACUUGAGGAAGAAACAACUGAUGCGGCUCCCACUUCCACUUCCGUUCCCACUCCGUCACCAACUACUAGUGAUAUUGUCGAGAGCCUGCCUGUAACUCCACUUACACGAGUGCAAGAACCCAUCCCAGAGCAGCAACAAAGGGAACUUUUCAAGUGGAUGCUAGACGAGAAGAGGAAGAUCAACACCAAAGACCCUGAAGAGAAGAAGCGAAUCGAUGAAGAAAAAGCCAUCCUCAAGCAAUUUAUCCGAGCCAAAUCCAUCCCAAGCAUCUAAACCCUUGUAUACAUACAAACAGAUACCAAAAGUCUCGUUUUUCUUCACUCGCGUUUCUUUAUGGUGCACAAUAGAUUUACAAGUUUCAAUUAUUUUUACACACUGUACUUCUUUUGCAAAUUGCAAUUGAUGUGUGAAGGCGGAAGGAGAAACUUGUGGAUGUUACCACUUGUUCACCCUUUACAAGUUUACAACGAUUUGUGUUACGCGAAGGAGAUCCUCCUGUUAUUUUCGUCUUAUGAUUUGUGGCCUUAGAUCAUUGUGCCUGGGAAAGGUAUAUGGUAGGAAAAGAAAUUUUACAUUCUUGUUUAGACAAAGUUAUAUGAAUAUACUAUGAUGGCAUGUAGACUAGUGUUUAAAUCCAGUAGUAUGGGCCAAUUAGUCAAUCUCUAGAUAACUUGGUAAGUUGCCUCCUUGUGACUUAUAAACACUUACAUUUUGUAAAGCCAUGAAAGCCAUAUUUCAAACAACACUAAUUCUCUAUUGAGGUUGUCUCACCGUGAGAUAAAAUUUAAUUAGAUUAGUCCAAACUAUUAAAAAAAAACUGCUUCAUGUGCAUGUGGGAAUUCAUAUUUCAUUGUUUUUUUAAAUGUUUUUUUUACUAAUAUGCUUUUUGAACGGACCAGUUUUAUGAUGAGACAGUCUCAUACAAGGCUGGCUGAACAAACAAAAGUAAACCCUAUGGUGAAACAAGAUUGAAAAAGACUCAAGUUUUGUUAAUCCUAUGAGACACUAUAGUCCAUAGUCCAUACUACUUACUCGUGGUCCUAAAAUUUACUUUCCACCCAUGGAUCAAGUUGAGAACAACUCACAAU